Molecule: messenger RNA, 1356 nt
Organism: Hyla sarda
Lineage: Eukaryota; Metazoa; Chordata; Amphibia; Anura; Hylidae
Gene: BCL2L14
Product: BCL2 like 14
Exons: 6
Coding region: 127-957 (276 amino acids)
Biological process (GO): regulation of apoptotic process
Source: RefSeq, a predicted model, not a curated record
GACGUGGGUGACGCCCGGUGGCGGGGGAGGGGUGAGUAUAAGGAGAUUCUCAGCUCCCACCUCCCAUUCACUUCCCUGCGCUCAGCUCUGCUACAUACAACACAGAGACCUUCAGGAACAGCAGUCAUGGUGUCGGUGCAGGAUGAUACGUUAGACGAGGUUCCGCUCCAGGAGGAGGACAGUAUGGAGUUCCGGAUGUUGAUGGCGUAUGCGCAGCGCACUUUACCCAGCAGUACAUUUGAGCAACUGAAGAGCCGAACACCUAAAAAGAAGAAUGAUGGCGUCGCCUCUAAUGGGGAGGGUCACACAGAUAAGGGGAACUCUGCAGCGCCCCCUAAAAAAGAGAAAAAGAAGAGACGCUGGAAGUUCACCCCAAGUUGUCUGCGGCCUCCACGAGAGAAGACACAGAUGAUGAGAUCCCAUCCACCAGAGAGUGCGGAAGAGGCGCGGGUCGGAGGACUCGCCGAGAGACUAAAGAACAUUGUCCAGGAACUGGAGAGACAAGAUCAGGAGAGGCCGGAGUUCAGGGUGCUGAGGAGAGAGUACAGCAUCCAGCACGACGGAGACAGUGAUGAGGAUUUGAUUCACAAUAUCGUUGAGUUUUUGAGGAGAGAAGGCGACAAAAUAAAUGACCAGAUUGCCCAGAAGCCGAGCUUUUUCCAGGGACUCCAGUCCUGCUGGUCUUACGGCUUCUUUCAGAGACUGACUGAGACGUACGUGGAGCAGAUGGUCCCUGAGAACGUGCCGGAGGACGUGCGGCAGAGCAGUAAGAUUGCGCUGUGCGUCCACGCCACCACCGCGCUCACCGCCUUGGACAGUCAUCCCAUGAACAGGAUGUUUGGGUUCGGAGCCAGAUACCUGAAGGAAAACUACAGCCAGUGGAUCAAGGAGCGUGGAGGAUGGGAACAAGUUAUGGGAAUCCCAGACUCCCAGGAGGAGGAGUCAGAAGAGGAAUGAGGCGGAGCCAGAUGCGGAGGAGGAGGAGUCAGACACCACGCCCACUGCUGUGAUCUCAGGGAUCAGGGUCGGACUCUAUCACUCAGGACAUCGGUUCUUAUAUUUUUAUAUUGUUGCCAAAGCCAAUAAUGUUCACUUCCCUCCCCCCCCCCUGCCAAUGAGUGAACCGACGCAAUGUGAGGGGCCGGACCCCCACUGACCGCCCGCAGACAGCGCUGAGGAUCCUGGUUUACAUUACAUACAGCUCUAUGUAUGGAACAAUAUACUAUAGACAUGGCGUCCACAUGGAUAAUGAGCGACCACGGGAGGAUAAAGGGAGGGGCCUGUGGAUCAGGUCAUUGCAAGGGUUAAUCGGCUGUUUUUGAAGCUCAGAAAUCUGAUAAUUGUAGCGUCUUAUAA